Messenger RNA from Trematosphaeria pertusa, 1687 nucleotides. RefSeq lists its product as uncharacterized. The transcript has a single exon. The record is from RefSeq and is a predicted model, not a curated record. NCBI's taxonomy places the organism in Eukaryota, Fungi, Ascomycota, Dothideomycetes, Pleosporales, Trematosphaeriaceae. Bases 298 to 1386 code for a protein of 362 amino acids.
UUUGGUGACUGUCCGACUAUUCACUCCUCGGCUGCAUGUACACAUGAGAGAAAGGGUACCUGCAGUGGACUAUCCGCGCCUGACUCGUAUUGUGACACAAUAGGCAAGCGGGGCUCGCGGACUCGACUCGAUCUUCCCGUCUUUUCACCACCACAACAAAAACAUUUCACCCACGCGUCACUCCUCACCCCUCCCGUCUCCCAACUAAGCCUUCACCUCGUUCCCAACUCUUACAACAUACCAACCAACCUCACAACUUUUGGCUCGCAACAACUACAACCAACAUACCUACAUGCGAUGCACAGAAAGACUCCAACCCAGAAAAGCUGGCUGCUCGCUAUCCCGACAGAAUUACGACUGCAGAUCUACCAGCACAUUCUCGCAGACUCAAGUGCAUUUACUAUCAGCGCGGCGCCCCUCACCGUCUUCGGCCACCGCAUCCGCGACACCGCACGAGCGAAGGAAAUAGCAGGCCUGCCGCUCGAACUCGUGCCGCUGGUGCGCUGCGGAUACGAUCACACCCUCCUCAGCAUCACGAAUCCGCCAGAGAUCGCGCUGGACAAUGGCUUAGCGCAUACAAAGCAGGGCGGCGAAGUGCUCUGGCCGGCUACAAUGGCAUUGCUGCGGACGUGCCAGCUCACUCGCCAUGAGUUAAUGGAUUGCAUGCAGAGAAGAAUGAGGCGAGAUGAGGAAGAGGAAGGAUUGACGCUAUAUGUCACGUACCCGUACGGCUUAAUAGUGCUGAAAGAGUGCUAUCCCGAGCUGCUCAAGCAGGCGAGCAGAGUGGAUAUCUCGGGAUGCUACGCUAGUCCCCAGGCGAAAGAGAAUGUGGACCCUGAGCUGCAGCAUUCAUUCGGCACAGUCGGCAUGGAAGUUUCCAGCUCGCGAUAUGUCUCCGAACGGCCCCGGCUCGAAGAUCCAGCGCCCAUGCGAGGAGAAGACGCGAGCGGUCGGCGCCUCCGAUUACGCCUCGACCCGCCCCUUCGCCAGCGGUCUAACAAGACUCCCACCCUGCUUCACCAACCCAUCGCAAGCCUCACAGCUGCCACUACCGCCAUCGCGUCGCUGGCCCGCACGCUCUUCCCGCCUUUCUCUUCGGCCCCGGUCAAACUCACAACGCGCAUCCUGUACCCUGGCCCGGCCUCUUACCCCACGGUGUGGAGCGACGAUGGCAGCCCCAUCGUGCGCAUCUUGCAGAACACUUACGGUGGCGAGAUCGACACCAAGGUGUUUCGCGGGAGGCAUGGUAGUGGAGUACAAAUGACGGUGAAGCCGCGUCCAAACGGAAGGAUGCUGACUACGGGGUGGGGAAAGUUGAGUGGAGAGUGGUGGCAGGUCGAUGAUUGGGUUGCGGGGGAUAGGGGCGCUGAGGAGGAGGGGGAGUAAAAGGGCUGAUGGUGGUUGGAUGGAUUGGUUCCGGAGGGGCUUUAGGACAUCAUUUUGCUUAUUGGGGUUUGGGGGCUUUUUCGAUGCUUUGGCAUUCUUUGAUAACAUUGGCUUGGAGUGCAUUGGCCUUUUGCAUAGGUGUGGCAUUGUGGUUUACUCCCCAGGGGGUCAUUUUUCCUUGCAUUUGAACGGGCAUUCUGUCGCCUGCAUUGGUUCGUUUGGGGAUCUGGCUGAAGUCCCUCACAUCCUCUUCAUUCUUACUAAAGAGAAACAACACUAUAGGGAAUAGUGCACUGACUAU